AUGUCUACUAGUGUGACGGAAGAUUACAGCAAGAUCAAAUCGUUUGCAAUUUUUCCACCUAUUGGUAUUGCACGUGUUGGCAAUUCCACAGAUUAUUAUGUCGGAGCAGAGAUUUCUGGAGUGUAUGUUGGAGAGGGUGACACUUUCUUCAAAUUUAAGGAUGAAAAUAAUCGUGUAAGACCACAAGCUGCAAGAUUCAGAAUAUAUGGUUACGACGAAAAUGGUGUCGUGCGGGAGAUCAAGCUUACUGAUGAAAAUGAAAAUGUGAAA
This is a messenger RNA of Entrophospora candida, 270 nucleotides long. NCBI's taxonomy places the organism in Eukaryota, Fungi, Glomeromycota, Glomeromycetes, Entrophosporales, Entrophosporaceae. The record is from the annotation of a GenBank genome assembly.